This is a messenger RNA of Enterobius vermicularis (human pinworm), 2940 nucleotides long. The record is from the annotation of a GenBank genome assembly. Lineage: Eukaryota; Metazoa; Nematoda; Chromadorea; Rhabditida; Oxyuridae.
AUGUAUGAGGAAGAGUUGAAGCAUCUAAGGGUUUUAGGAGCGUUAGGUCCGUUUGAUAUGGUGGCAGAUAUCAUUGUCGGCUCGCAGCAUGGACCACAUGGUUCUAAAUUGUUUGGAGUCGUACAGUCUCCGCUCACAUCUGACCUUCGUUCUUCCGGACGUUCAGGCUUGUUUAACGGGUCUGUGACGUCAUCAUCCCCGGCAGUGUCUAGUCAUACUGAGGCGUCGCGUUCUUCGCUAGACAGCAGUGCACCCCAGCCACAGUCUAAAAAGGCUGGCCGAGAAAAAAGAGAGUUUAUUGAGACAAGCUCGCCUUCAACAAGCAGUGAAGCGAACAGCGUUAUUGAAAAAAAGAGACAUGGAGCUACCAAAAGGGAUGAUGAAGACUAUCGAAAACGGAGGAAAAGAAAGAAGUCUAGGAAUGACAGCUUUUCUGUCAAUAACGAGGAGAAAGACGGAGGAGACUGGCAAAAACCUUGUAGCAGCGGAUUAGGAAAUAAGGUUGAUAAUGAUGAAGGUCGUAUUACCAUGAACGAUUUAUUUGGAGAAGACCAAAAGUUUAGCCAAAGAGGAGAGAAGGUUUCGGAUAAAUCAGUGAGGGGCAGAGUGGUUGAAGAUGCGAAGGAUAGGAAAACUGGAGAAUGGAAAAAGGAAGAGGGCGAGAGUCCAGAUUCUGGUUUUGUUGAUGAAUCUAUGGACAGUGAUCGAGAACGCCAAAUGCAACACCUUGAAAUGGAAAAUGUGUUGGAAGAGCUUGGUCACGUGUCUCCUUUGCUCUCUCCAGUAAGAAAGCCUUCCCGAUUGCCACCGUUGGUUCGAAAUGGUACUAAACGGUCACUUAAGUGUGAACUGAAUCUUUCGUUAAUCGAAGCUUCUGAAAGGGAACGACUUCUAAGUAAACUUUAUUCAAUGGGUCACGCUGUAGAGCUUAUACCAAGGCCACAGUUAUCUCCCCCGCCUCGGCCAUCAUCUAGAUAUUCGAGGUCACCGUGUUUGAAGGUUGAGCCCUCUUAUUUUCCUGAAAAUAAGUCUUCGCCUAGAAAUUCAGAUUCUUUGCUUUCUCCUAAGCAUAAUGAAACGGCAGUGAGGUCGGAAGCUUUCUUGACAAAAGAUGAACCAAAAUUUGAAAGUGUUUCGCCGACACCAUCUAUAUCACCAUUGCCUGCGCUAAAUGACCAAUUAAAAGAUCAGGAGAACGAAAAUCUCUUUAACUCUCGUGGCUCUUCCCCUUAUCGUAAGAAGGAAGAGGAUUUGAAGCGAAAGAUUAAAAAAGCAAGAGUUGGAGAAAGUGAUAAGAGGAACGGAGAGCUUCCAGAUCGCAAGAAGCAGAAAGUUUUGAAAGAGACUAAAUCCAUAGAUGGUAGAAGAGAAGGCCCUUCAGAGGCAACAAAAGAAGAGAAGGAAAAGAUCAGAAUUAAAGAUGAAGGAAGGCGGGACGAAAAACGAAAGGAAAAAGCAAAGGAUUUUUCUAGAAGUAGGGAGGAGUCGCGGGUGAAAGAAGGGAAGGAGCAGGAAAAGUCGCGAGAAAUGAUUCGGCCUAAAGAAGAUAAGGAAAAGGAAAAACUCAGAGAUGAAUCUAGGGUACCCGAAGAAAAAGAACGUGAGAAACAGCGUGAAGAGAGUCGCGUACGUGAAGAAAAAGAACGUGAAAGGUUGAAAGAAGAAAGGUCUCGUGAAGAGAAAGAGAGGGACCGGUUGAGACGGGAAAAUGAAGAGGAGGAGCGGCUUCGAAUUGAGAAGGAAAAGCAGAGAGAAACAAAGUUCCAAGAGAAGGAGAAGUUACGACUAGAGAAAGAAAAUAAGACACGGCGUGAAAAAGAUAACGAAAGAAAUGAUGAAAAAGUUGUAAAUGAAGGGAAACGGAGGGACAGAAUGAAACAAGAAAGGAAAGAAGGCCGUGAGAAAGUUAAAUCUGGCAGCACUCUCAGUGUUAAAUCAAAAGAAUUAUCAGGAUCAUUAUCAGAUCUCCCUCAACGGCCAAAGUCGGAAAGCAAGGACCGAGCGACCAGCAAUUUGAAAAGCUUCAGAAAGGAUCGUGAGGCUUUUGUCUGUUGUGCGGAUAAGGUGGAAAAGAAGAAACAAGAGCUUGAACGCGACAAAGAUCGGUCAUUACUACCUGCUAGUCAUUAUGAGGGACUGUCAAGACCUAAGAAACAUAAAGCAGAUGAGGAAAAGGAUAGGGUGUUAAAAGUGUUGUACUAUUUCGAUUCUAUCGUUUAUUUUAUACUAACAGCUGCUGUCCACUCUCGAAAUCGCUGUUCAAAUAAUCAGAUGCGUCAAUUUGCUCUUAUACGUGAUAUUGCCGAACUUUUAAAAACUUCUACAAACCGGUUUGUGCAGAACACUUCUGAGUAUACUCCUUUGAUGGCCCACUAUAUAGCUCGUAUAAAAAUAUUGUCAUUUCGAGCUCAAGCAGUGCUCAACUUUCAGCUGUAUACUCUCAAGAUACGAGAAAUCUACAAGUGCUGUAGCACUUUGGCUAAAUUUGAAGCCAAAUUUCGAGAGCUAGAAGCUGUUCCACGACGUUCGGAGCCGACACCCCCUAAUAAUGGAUCUCAGAGUUUGCAGUCUGCUACUGGACAGAGUGCUCAGUCACUUGGAUCCCAAAGUGUUCAUUCAGCUGCAACCCCCUCUCCAGCAUCUUCUUCCCAUAGUGCUGGCAGCGAGAAAGUGAAAGAGGUAACUUUGCCGCAUGAUGUUUAUAAAACUUUAAGGGCUCAAGUAAAUAAUUUAAACCAUUUACUCUGGGCUCACCAAACUUGGGCUGACGCAAAUGCUAUUAGCGGCCAGCGGGAAAAAGAUUUGGUGGAAGGUUUGGAUGAAGUAUGCGGAAAUUUAACAAUCGAAUCAAGUCUAGAGUCUUUAAGCCUGCAUCUAGCUACUGGAGUCUCAUGGUUAAUUGCUGAAUAUGAGUUAGAAACAAAUUUCAGCAGGGUUUAA